Messenger RNA from Thunnus maccoyii (southern bluefin tuna), 3765 nucleotides. RefSeq names its product aminopeptidase N-like. The coding region runs from base 1 to 2922 and encodes 973 amino acids. The transcript has 21 exons. The record is from RefSeq and is a predicted model, not a curated record. Lineage: Eukaryota; Metazoa; Chordata; Actinopteri; Scombriformes; Scombridae. Gene Ontology annotation, biological process: peptide catabolic process; proteolysis. Gene Ontology annotation, cellular component: cytoplasm. Gene Ontology annotation, molecular function: peptide binding; zinc ion binding; metalloaminopeptidase activity.
AUGGGGAAAGGUUUCUACAUCAGUAAAGCUGUUGGGAUAGUGGUCAUCAUCGUGGGUGCAGGAGCCCUGGCUACUAUCAUAGCUCUGUCUGUUGUUUACUCACAGGAAAAGGCUAAAAAUAAUGACAAUAAUGAAGUGUCGCCAACGGACGGAGGAACAACAAAACCACCUGUCACGACACCUGCCCCAUCCAAUGAGCCUUGGGACAAGUAUCGUCUGCCCAAGAGCCUGGUGCCAGACCACUAUAACGUCACCCUGUGGCCCCAGCUGACUCCAAUUAAGUCAACAACAACGAGACAAAAUGAACUCUACAUCUUUACAGGUAAUUCCAGUGUGGAGUUUGAGUGUGUUGAAGAGACUGACCUGAUCCUCAUCCACUCCAACAAACUGGAAUACACCAAACUCGAGAAUGGCCAGUGGGCAACACUCACUGCAGUGGGUAGUGAAGUCAAAGCCCCCCAAAUCAAGUCUUCCUGGCUCCAGAAUGUGACUCAGUACCUGGUCCUACAACUGGAUGGUAAACUGAUGAAGGGCCAUAGGUACCAACUCUACACACGCUUUACUGGAGAACUGGCUGAUGACCUGGGAGGCUUCUAUAGGAGCGAAUACAUGGAGGAUGGAGUGAAAAAGGUUGUUGCUACUACUCAGAUGCAGCCAACAGAUGCCAGAAAGGCUUUCCCUUGUUUUGACGAGCCAGCCAUGAAAGCUAUUUUCCACAUCAGCCUGAUCCACGACAGUGAUAAAGUAGCCCUGUCCAAUAGCGAGGAAAAAGAAUCAAGCAGCAUCACCAUCCAAAACAAGAAUCUGCAAAAGACUGUUUUUAAGCCAACCAAGAAAAUGUCCACCUACCUCUUGGCGUUCAUUGUCAGCGACUAUGCCUUCAUCAGUAACACCAUUGAUGGAGUUUUGAUCCGGAUCUUCGCUCGGAAGCCUGCUAUUGCUGCUGGGCAAGGACAGUAUGCCCUUAACAUAACUGGACCCAUCCUUAAGUUCUUUGAGAAUUAUUACAAUUCCACAUACCCUCUGCCCAAGUCUGAUCAGAUAGCUCUGCCAGACUUUAAUGCUGGAGCCAUGGAGAACUGGGGUCUGAUCACAUACAGAGAGACAGCUCUGCUCUAUGAUGAAGAGUUCGCCUCUAACUCCAACAAGGAGAGGAUCGCUACCAUCAUUGCUCAUGAACUGGCUCACAUGUGGUUUGGGAAUCUGGUGACCCUGAGGUGGUGGAAUGACUUGUGGCUGAAUGAAGGCUUUGCCUCCUAUGUUGAGUAUCUGGGAGCAGACAAAGCUGAACCCAACUGGAACGUCAAGGACCUUAUCGUGCUCAAUGAUGUCCACAGGGUGUUUGCAGUUGAUGCCCUGGCCUCCUCUCACCCUCUGUCCUCUAAAGAAGAGGACAUCCAGAAACCAGCACAGAUCAGUGAGCUGUUUGAUGCCAUCUCCUACAGCAAGGGAGCAUCUGUUUUGCGAAUGUUGUCAGAUUUCCUUACUGAGGAUGUCUUCAAAAUGGGACUCACGUCCUACCUGGCAAAAUUUGCAUUUGGGAACGCAGUCUACACAGACCUAUGGAGCCAUCUGCAAAUGGCUGUUGACAAAAGUAGCACUAAACUUCCUGACACUAUCGACAACAUCAUGAACACUUGGGUGCUGCAGAUGGGCUUUCCUGCAGUUACCAUCGAUACAAAAACUGGAAGGGUAUCCCAGGAGCACUUCCUCCUGGAUCCAGACUCUGAAGUUACUGUUCAAUCUCCCUUCAACUAUAAAUGGAUUGUUCCAAUCAAGUGGAAGAAGAAUGGAGGCGAAACUCAACUACAGUGGUUGAUUAGUGAACAAGCCAAAUUUGAAGAGAUGAAGGCAACAACAGAGACUGACUGGGUGCUGGCUAACAUCAACACAGUGGGUUACUACAGAGUAAACUAUGACCAGGGCAACUGGAAAAAACUACUAAAUAUUCUGAGCACCAAUCAUACGAGCAUUCCAAGGAUCAACAGAGCUCAGUUGGUGGAUGACGCCUUCAACCUGGCCAGAGCAAAGCUUAUCGACACAGUGCUGGCUCUUAAUACCACCAAGUACCUGAACAAGGAGAGAGAAUACAUGCCCUGGGAGUCGGCCCUGAACAACCUGGACUUCUUCUACCUCAUGUUUGACCGCAGCGAGAUUUAUGGUUACAUGCAGGAUUAUCUGAGAAAGCAGGUCACCCCUCUGUUUAACUACUAUAAAAACAUGACCGACAACUGGAGCAAAGUACCUGAUGGACACAUGGACCAGUAUAAUCAGGUGAAUGCUAUCAGCCUGGCUUGCAGGACAGGUCUCGAGGAGUGCCAAAACCUGACCAAGACAUGGUUCAAGAAAUGGAUGGAUACUGAGAAAAAUGAGAUUAAUGCCAACCUCCGUUCCACUGUGUACUGUAACGCCAUCGCAGCAGGUGGUGCUAAAGAGUGGGAGUUUGCUUGGAAACAGUUUGAGAAUGCCACCAUCGCUAUUGAAGCUGACAAACUGCGCUAUGCCCUGUCCUGCACGAAGCAACCCUGGCUACUCAACAGGUACCUGGAUUACACUCUGGAUCCAAAAAAGGUCCGAAAGCAGGAUGCCACAUCCACCAUUGUCUACAUUGCCAGCAAUGUGGUUGGCCAGUCUCUGGCUUGGGACUUUGUCAGGGCUCGAUGGUCAUACAUUUUCACUCAGUAUGGUGGUGGAUCGUUCUCCUUCUCCAACCUCAUCAAUGGAGUUACCGAACGCUUUUCAACUGAAUUCGAACUUCAGCAGCUGGAGCAGUUCAAGGCAGAUAAUUCUGAGGUCGGUUUCGGCUCUGGGACCCUGGCAGUGGAUCAGUCCAUUGAGAGAACAAUCGCCAACAUGAAAUGGAUCGCAGCAAACAAGGAAAAUGUUCUGAAUUGGUUUAAAGCAGAGGCAAAAUCUUUAUGAGGCCUUCACUUCAUGUAAUUUAAAAAUGCUCAUUGUAUGUAAAUGUAUCACAAGAUACAUUAAAAUUUACUCUAGUUCUGCUUGACAGAGUGUGAAGUGUACCAAAAAAAAGAUUUUGACAUAUUUUGAUCCUCUUUAAAACAAAUUUGGAGUUAAAUUUGUUGGCAGGGUGUUUGUUGUAUACCUCCGUUUGUUUCAAGUCAAGCUGAUUAGAACAGAAAAAAGAGAAACAGAGAAUUACCAUAUAUUAAAAAAUCCUUGAAUGUGUAGUACUAAUUACAAACUAAAUAUCGAUACUUUGAGUGAGAAGGCCAUGAGAAUUUUUGUGUUGUUUUUUUUUUAACCUUAUUGUAAAAUCAUAGUUUUUAAAAUAAAAUGUUUGUAUUCCUUAGUGUCAGAAAUUCAGAAUGUUUUCUUGUAAUGUUUGAAAAAUUAUUUAAUGAUGUUGUAAUAACAAAAUAAUUAUGUUGUGGUCAUAACAUGAUUAUUUUGUAUAUCUGUGUCAGUUGGAGUAAAAUAUGAGACAUAUUUAAACACACACCCUCAUUGGCCUGUUGAAAACAACAACAAAAUGAACUGCAUUUUUACAUUUGUACUUUCUUUUCUAUGUUUAAUAUUGAGCCUCUGAAAGUGGCAACACUGAAAAACGUUUUUUUUCCACACAUGUGCAGACAUUUCCUGUCACAAUACAAAAUAAUCUGUGGAACAACUGAAUUGUUAUUGAAUACAUUCUUUUAUUCAUUGUUCAAAAUCUGCAAGAUAAUAAUAUAAUAACCCCCAUCUUGUACUGAUAUUGUCGAUAUUUGUAGAUAUUUCAAGGCAAUGAUUGUACUUUAUUCUGGA